This is a messenger RNA of Tripterygium wilfordii, 649 nucleotides long. RefSeq lists its product as uncharacterized. The transcript has 2 exons. The coding region runs from base 83 to 529 and encodes 148 amino acids. The record is from RefSeq and is a predicted model, not a curated record. Lineage: Eukaryota; Viridiplantae; Streptophyta; Magnoliopsida; Celastrales; Celastraceae.
UUGAAUAAUUUUGCCUAUAUAUUAGAAGAGCUACCAUACGACCUUCUCCAACACACAGUUGACAAAAACAAAUCAAGAAACCAUGACAUUAUUCUCUGCUUCCUUCUGUGUUCUACUGCUUCUCUUGGCUGUGAACACGAUCGAUGCAAGAAAAGACCCAGGAGAGUACUGGAAGAGCCUAAUGAAGCACCAAAGCAUGCCCGAAACAAUCCGAGCACGCCUCAUCGUUGUUCCGGAAUCAGAAGAUGUGCUACCAUCAGGAGGGGAUUCAUCAUCAACCCUAAUUGAAACAAGUAAUUUGGAUAUUCUGCGUAAGUUUUUCGAUUUUGAUCCGGAUAAGAGAUCGGUCCGUCCUCAAUACAUUUAUCGUGGUGAAAAUCAAGACACGGAAGCAACAACAAGUACUAGUGUGGAUAUUUCGGGUAUGAAUCAAGAGCAACAAUUUGAAACAAAUAUGGAGGAUCGUUAUCUUUGGCUCUAUGAUCGGCCAAAGCAAGAGAGAGUAUAUGUUACAAGUUAUAAAGCCUAAGAAAAUGAUGUUAUGUAUACGAUGAGUGCCAUUGCCAAACACCCCCCUUAUAUUAGAUAGACAGGAUUUGUGUUCCUGUUUUAUUUGUUUUGUGAAUGCUUUGAAUGGUUUUUUUUUUUU